Molecule: messenger RNA, 912 nt
Organism: Rotaria sp. Silwood1
Lineage: Eukaryota; Metazoa; Rotifera; Eurotatoria; Philodinida; Philodinidae
Source: the annotation of a GenBank genome assembly
AUGGAUAAUUUUUUAAUUUAUGAAGAAAUUCAUAAACGUGAUUCUUGUAUUGUUUAUCGUGGUCGAAUAAAACGAUCAAUUGAUUUUGUUAUGAUCUAUUGUGUUGAUAAAUAUAAACGACAUGAAUUAAGUAAUCUUGUUCGAUUAAUGUAUGAACUUGAUCAUCCAAAUGUAAUGAAAUUUCGAGAAUGGUAUGAAACAACAAAUCAUCUUUGGCUCGUUAUGGAUUUAUGUGAUGGAGGUUCACUUAAAUCAAUUAUACAAGCUGAUGGAUGUUUACCAGAAACAUCUAUACGUACAAUUGGUAUUCAUAUAUGUCAAGAUCGUCCACCACUAUCAUCUCGAUUAGCUACAACAGAUCGACCAGAAUCAAAUGUAUCAUUUAGUUUAAGUUGUACAAGAACAUCUAUUCAAAUAGCUCAACAAAAUAAACCAGAUGAAAUUGAUGGUAAUAAAACACAUCGAAAUGAUUAUUCAUCUAUAAAUACACAUGAACAAUCAACAGUAUUUGGUGGUGAAACAAUUGAACGUCUUCGAAAAAUGCUUUUUACAAAAACUGAAUUACAACCAACAGCUAUUAUAGAAAAUAAAACUAUUCAAAAAACAUUACCAUUUAAAUUUGAAAAUAAAUUAUUACCAUUUCAAUUAGGAAAAUAUGAAAAUUUGAGUCGAUUGUCAUCUGUUGAUCUUCAAGAACAUGCAAGUAUGAUAAAAAAAGAAUUGUCAAAUACGACAGCUGGAUCACCAACAAAUGCAAAUGGUAUGCGUCUUAAACCACAUCUAUUGAAUUAUAUUGGAUAUACAUGUCUUGAACAAGCGAAUUCUGGUCCAUUUGCUGAUGCACUUAUUGCAAAAGAAAUUCAUAAAGAUCUUUUGAAUAUAAUUACAAAUGGUACUACAAUGGAAUUGUAA